CUUUUUGUCAUUUUCAAAUUUCACGCCGUUCCAUCUCCCGUACGUCCCGACGCUCGCAGGGGACAGAACCCAGAUGACAGAUGCCGGCAUCCGCUGGAUUACAUUGCCGGGGCACUGCAGGGGGGACAUCGUGGGAGCGCAGGACAAGGUAAGUGAUCGAGGGAUCGCGGAGCAGCGCUGCAUGGUAAGCCCGAGUGUAGCUCGAGGUUACCGCUUGUGGUACUGAAACUUUACCCCGAGCUGCACUCGGGAAUACCGCCAGGGAGGCUAACAUAUCAUAUCCUACCUAAAAUAAUCUAGUCAGCACUCUAU
This is a messenger RNA of Staurois parvus, 312 nucleotides long. The record is from the annotation of a GenBank genome assembly. NCBI's taxonomy places the organism in Eukaryota, Metazoa, Chordata, Amphibia, Anura, Ranidae.